Torulaspora globosa is the source of this 495-nucleotide messenger RNA. RefSeq names its product Shu1p (gene SHU1). The transcript has a single exon. Bases 1 to 495 code for a protein of 164 amino acids. The record is from RefSeq and is a predicted model, not a curated record. Lineage: Eukaryota; Fungi; Ascomycota; Saccharomycetes; Saccharomycetales; Saccharomycetaceae.
AUGAAGAUCGACGAGCAGAUAUCACAGCUGCUGUUGCAAGAAGAAUGCGGCAGCCGACGGAAACUAACUUUGAUCUUAGUUGUUGGCGAUGGACCGCGUAACCAUAUCGAACAUGGGUUAUCAAGUGAGUCCGGUAAGUUGUCUUCUGUCGCAGCAGUUGCUGCAAGCCGAGCAGACGUUGACGUGCUUUUCCUCAGCAAAUUGCAGUACUUGUUCAUGUAUCUGAUGAAAUUCGAAGCGGAGGAGGCACUAACCGCAAUCAGAUACAAUUAUUUUGUGAUAUAUGGCCUCGAUCAAGGCAUUCUCUCCGCUGCAACCACUGGCGAACAAUCAUUGGGCGACAGGUUGAGAGUAGCGAAUCUCAUUUGUAAUGCAGCCUUCAGAAUCAAGCGCAAACACGGCUUGUUAGACGUAAGGUUGAUCCCCUGGGAUGACCAGAGCGACACGGCUGAGAGACUAGCCAGGAUCGAGAGGUACUGGAGACACAUUUGCUAG